AUGUCGUCGGAUUCUGUUCCAUCGGCAAUGCCUCCAAACAAAGAGUGUGUAGAAGAAGAAGAUGUAUGGAGUGGAGACCAUGAAGACGAACAAGAGGUAUGGAGUAGUCCUUCAAACAAAAAGUGUGGUGAAAUAGAUACUAGCAGAGUUGGGAAGGAGGCAACAGAAAAUUGUGAAGAUGAAGUUGAAGAACUGAAAGAGGGAAUGACCUUUGACACAUCGGAGGAAGCUUAUUCAUAUUACUCAAGAUAUGCUAAAGAAAAAGGGUUUGCUGUGGCAAAAAGAACAUCGAGAAAGGGAAAAGAUGGAAAGUUGAAGGAUUUAACUAUAGCAUGCAGUCGUGCUGGAAAGGCAAGGGUGACAACAAGCAAUCCGGUCAAACCACGGCCACAAUCAAAAAUUGAUUGUCAAGCUCAUGUUACCAUUGUGUUGCACCCGAAUGGAAAGUGGAGGUUAAACCGGGUUGCUUUAGUUCACAAUCAUGAACAGAGCCCGGGAAAGGCAAGGUAUUUGAGGAGCAAUAGGGCACUCGAUGAACACGUGAAAAGAAAACUUGAAUUGAAUGAUAAAGCUGGGAUCAAUCUGAACCAAACUUAUACCUCACUUCAGAUUGAGGCUGGGGGACCUGGUAAGCUUCCAUAUAUCCAGAAAGAUUGCCGGAAUCAUGUGGAUAAAGCUGAUGCAAGGAGUAGGGCAGCUUGUAAGGAAUUCGGUGAUGUUGUGACCUUUGACACAACUUACUUGGUAAACAGGCAUGACAUGCCUUUUGCUCCGUUUGUAGGCGUGAAUCAUCAUGGCCAGUCUGUUUUAUUGGGAUGCGGGCUCAUCUUUCACGAAGACACGGAGUCAUUUUCGUGGUUAUUUGAGACUUGGAAGACAUGCAUGUGGGAUUGUGCUCCGAAAGCAAUUAUUACCGACCAAUGUAUGGCCAUGAAGAAUGCCAUAGAAGAUAUAUUCCCUAACACCCGACAUCGAUGGUGCAUAUGGCAUAUUAUGAAAAAGAUCCCAGAAAAGUUGAAUGGGUGCAAUGCCUAUGAGAAUAGUAGUUGGUGUAUGCAUAGGGCAGUUUAUGCUUCACUUACCAUAAAACAAUUUGAGGAUGCUUAG
This is a messenger RNA of Rhododendron vialii, 1107 nucleotides long. Its product is annotated as protein FAR-RED IMPAIRED RESPONSE 1-like. Bases 1 to 1107 code for a protein of 368 amino acids. The record is from RefSeq and is a predicted model, not a curated record. The transcript is spliced from 2 exons. Gene Ontology annotation, biological process: regulation of DNA-templated transcription. NCBI's taxonomy places the organism in Eukaryota, Viridiplantae, Streptophyta, Magnoliopsida, Ericales, Ericaceae.